GAAGUACCGCCUGAAUGUGACGUCAAAUGCCGGUGCCUCUAAAAUGAUGUGACCUUCCUUGACGCCCGCAGAAGGACCAUUCUACAGGCCAUCGGUAGCUGAUAAAGCGGUGUUAUUGAAAUAAUAUUCUAUAUUAUUACACACAUUCAUCAAAGGUAAUACACGUGGCUCGUUCUGUUUUAUUAUUUUAUACUUGUUUAUUUUUAAACCUUACGAGCGCCCGUAUAGUUUUAGGUGGUAUUCGACUAAAAUCAUACUGCUACACGGAAGCCGGUACGGUAGGCUACAACGUUACUGUGUCCUUUAGGUGAAGAAUACCGACUGCUUUGGAUUGAGUAAACCGAAACGGUUACUAUGGGGGACAUUGCAAAGGGAAAGAAGGCCUUCGUUCAGAAAUGUGCCCAGUGCCACACUGUUGAAGAAGGUGGAAAGCACAAAGUGGGUCCAAACCUUUGGGGUCUGUUUGGACGUAAGACUGGUCAGGCACCAGGCUUUUCUUACACUGAUGCCAACAAAAGCAAAGGCAUUACUUGGAGUGAAGACACCCUUAUGGAGUACUUGGAAAACCCCAAGAAAUAUAUUCCAGGAACAAAGAUGAUCUUUGCAGGCAUCAAGAAAAAGGGAGAGCGCCAAGACCUUAUUGCAUAUUUGAAAUCUGCAACAUCAUAAAACAUUUGAAGAAACAUUUUAAAGUUAAAUGUUUUUAGUCUGUUUGCAUUUUUCAUCUGUGCUUUAAUGGCUUGAUAUCUUUAAGGACUAUUUCAUGGUGUACAAAUAGAUGUGGUAAAGCAAAGUAAUCCUUCUUGAAUAAAAACAAUACAAAUGUCAUGGCAAUGUCACUCGCCUGUCCCUAUGUGGGUGAAACAGCAUCAGUAUCCUUAUUUCCCCUAUGAAAAGUAACGUACACAAAGGCUGUUGUGCUGUUUUUGGUAAAAAACUGAAUAACAUUUGUUCCUUUCCCUAACAGUCUGAAUUAAAUUGAACAUCUUACCAAAUCUAGGCCUGAACCAUCUUAAUUAUAAACACAAUUCUAUAGAACAGCAGUCACUUCAACCUUGGUUGAACAGCCAGUGGUUAUUGAAGGUCACUAUUUUUUUUUCCUAUGCUGUGUAUGUAUCCCGUGAUCUCAGAGGUGAUAUUGAAAUGUAAGUUAUUUUACUGUAUUGAAAGUUCUUAGUAUGCCAGAAGGCAGAUUUAUUUGGCCAGUGUAUCAAAAAUGCAUUGGGAAUUUUAUUAGGUAAGUGUACCAAAGUACAAGUGCUACUACAUCUUCCCAAUGGCCUUUGCUGGACCGAUAUAUGGGUAAAGGAAUUGAUGAAUAAACUGCUGUCAUCUGAA
This is a messenger RNA of Esox lucius (northern pike), 1338 nucleotides long. It is a transcript of the gene cyc, whose product is annotated as cytochrome c. Gene Ontology annotation, cellular component: mitochondrial intermembrane space. Gene Ontology annotation, biological process: mitochondrial electron transport, cytochrome c to oxygen; mitochondrial electron transport, ubiquinol to cytochrome c. NCBI's taxonomy places the organism in Eukaryota, Metazoa, Chordata, Actinopteri, Esociformes, Esocidae. The transcript has 3 exons. Gene Ontology annotation, molecular function: heme binding; electron transfer activity. The record is from RefSeq and is a predicted model, not a curated record. Bases 355 to 669 code for a protein of 104 amino acids.